This is a messenger RNA of Melampsora larici-populina 98AG31, 516 nucleotides long. RefSeq lists its product as uncharacterized. NCBI's taxonomy places the organism in Eukaryota, Fungi, Basidiomycota, Pucciniomycetes, Pucciniales, Melampsoraceae. Gene Ontology annotation, molecular function: histone H4 acetyltransferase activity; histone H2A acetyltransferase activity; protein N-terminal-serine acetyltransferase activity. The record is from RefSeq and is a predicted model, not a curated record. The coding region runs from base 1 to 516 and encodes 171 amino acids. Gene Ontology annotation, cellular component: nucleus. The transcript has 4 exons.
AUGAAACAAAUAUAUGAAAGUAGUGAAUCAGGUUAUUCAGCUCAAGAAAAAAUCAAAGAGAUGCGGGAUCCAGAAGGAAAGUUUUUGUUAGUGCUAGGAAAGGACGAUAUGGUGGUAGGUUUCUUGAUUUGGAGGUUUGAUUGGGAAGAAACAAUGGGUAGUGAUGACGUCGAGGUAGCGUAUUGUUACGAGCUUCAAUUUAGGAAAGACGCAUGUGGAAAUGGCCUAGGACGAGCUCUUAUGAACCUGUUAGAAGAGAUUGGCAAAAGUUGGAAGAUGAAGAAGGUCAUGCUCACAGUUCACAAAAGUGCGUCUUAUAAGCGUCUCGAUCUCAAAUUGAGCGCACAUACGAAGUACGAAAUACUAAUCAGCAAUAAUCGAUCAAUAGCAAACACGAGAGCUUUAAGCUUCUACUUGAACAAGAUGAACUACGAAUUCGAUGAGAUCUCUCCUUCCCAAGUUGAGGGUGCAGAUCCUGCUGAUUACGAAAUCAUGUCCAAACGACUUAGCAUCUAA